Molecule: messenger RNA, 534 nt
Organism: Clunio marinus
Lineage: Eukaryota; Metazoa; Arthropoda; Insecta; Diptera; Chironomidae
Source: the annotation of a GenBank genome assembly
AUGUUUAAAAAGUUUGAUGAAAAAGAGAGUGUAUCAGGAACAACUCAACUUAAAAGUUCGGUUCAAAAAGCUAUAAGAGUAAAGUUAGUGGAGGCAUAUCCACAUAUUGAGAAUUUUAUUGAGCAAAUUUUGCCAAAAAAGGACGCAUUCAGAAUUGUAAAAUGUCAUGAUCAUAUAGAAAUUCUCGUGAAUAGCGCCGGUGAGCAGUUAUUUUUUCGAUCACGAGAAGGUGCUUGGAUGCCAACACUCAGGUUAUUCCACAAAUAUCCGGUGUUCCUUCCCAAGGAGCAAGUAGAUAAAGGUGCUAUUCGCUUUGUGCUUAGUGGAGCUAACAUUAUGUGCCCUGGUCUAACAUCGCCUGGUGCCUUUAUUAAUCCCGUCGAAAAAGGAACUGUAGUUGCAAUAAUGGCCGAAGGGAAGGAGCAUUGCCUUGCUAUCGGACUCACAACAAUAACCAAAAUUAACAAAGGAAUAGGAGUGGAGAAUUGUCACUAUUUGAAUGAUGGCUUGUGGAACAUGAAGCCAGUGAAAUAA